Messenger RNA from Rodentolepis nana, 4161 nucleotides. The record is from the annotation of a GenBank genome assembly. Lineage: Eukaryota; Metazoa; Platyhelminthes; Cestoda; Cyclophyllidea; Hymenolepididae.
AUGUUUGCGUUAAUCGCAGCCUUGAAGAAACCAAUCAAAACAGACGCAGUGGAUUCUAUACUCGAGUUGGUUUGUGUCUGCAUGCAAUCCGAGCUUUCAGGACAAUCGAAUGAUUUAAUUUGCAGCGUAUGCAAGAAUUUGCUGCACAUACCCUAUACCCUGCCUUGCCAACACUCAUAUUGCUUGGAGCCGUGUUUACAGGCCCAAAGAAGUGGUGAGGAUGUACAGUGCUUCAACUGUGGCAAAGGCUCUCCCUUUAAAGAAGCAAUUCGCAAUGAACACCUUGAAGCCUCAGUAGCAAAGCGACUUGUUGAGGAGAAACGAAGCCUCAUUGCUACCUGCGACGCCUGCAUGAAACCCUCCUUAGACCUUCGUGAUUGCAAACACUGUGAAGGUCGAGUUUGCCCUACAUGUCGUCAGAGUCACUACGACCAGGUAGCUGCCGCAGUCAAGAAAUUAGUGAAAGGUAUUAAAAAAACUCGAAAGAAUGUCGUAAAUAUCCAAAGUAACUUAGUUAAGAAGUCUGCCCACUUGUCAGAACUUGAAAAAUCUCUUGAAAGCGCUUCCAAUGAACUUAAAAUUGCAUGUGACAAAACCCUCGAUAGUGCCAAUGCCCAGUUGGAUAGCUUGGCUUCUUUUUAUGCACAAGAAGGAUCUGAACAUAAAAGGACCAUUAAGAGCGUAAAACUAUUAAUUCAAGACACUACUGCUAGAAGGAGGGAUAUACCAGAUAUGGAUAUGCANUGUUUGACAACCAUCAAUGAUUUUGACAAUGAGGACAAUCCAUUUGGAGUUGAAAUAUCUAAAAGCUAUUCCUCGCUUAUCUACCCUAUUCAAAGUCUUUCCUUAGUUGAAGAUGAACCCGAUAACUCGAUAAGUGAGAAGAAUGAGGAUAGUACAGUUAACAAUAAUAUUGAUUGUACGGAAGAACCAACCUCCAAUCAGAUUUUUGUGGGGGGACUCAUCCCGAAGAUCACCUAUACGCAAUUUAAAAAUCACUUCUCCCAAUAUGGAGCCAUUAAAAAUGCUUUCAUAGCACCUUCAAGAAGAUCCGGUUAUGUAACUUUCUCAAAAAAGGAGUCUGCUCUUCUGGCGGCUGCUCAACAAUUUCAAUCAAUUGAAGGUGUGAAGGUUGAGGUCAAACCCUUUUUGAGAAGUUCAAAACGCCCGUCUUCAAAGAAACCUACCACAGAAUCACCUUCUACUACUGUCUUUCCAAAUUUGUCAGAAACUGAUCUAAAGAGGGUAUUUGUUGGAGGAAUACUGCCAUUUUCUACAAGGGAUACUGUUCAGUCGGCGUUGCUAAAGUUCGGUCCUAUAAAGAGGCUUGAAUAUUUUCCACAACGCGGCUUCGCUGUCGUUCAAUUUGAACAACCCGAGGCAUUUGAUUUAGCUUUAUCGACACACUGGCAUGAAAUUGAUGGCAAGAGAGUGGGAUUACUUCGGUAUGUUCCGAGGAAAUUGGCCGAUAGACAACCACCAGUAUUGUCAACACUUUCAAAUUCUUCACCGCUCUCUCCUAAUUGCAAUGGUCUGCCAGCGAUAGGUUCAAAAUCUUCCAUAGACUCUUCUUCUGGUUUAAGAACGAUUUUUAUUGGAGGAAUAACUUCGAUGAUUAAUGAGGAAUCAAUCAGUUCCGCACUCUCUUAUUUCGGUUCAAUAGAAAAGGUACUUAUUAAUUCCCUAAAAGGUUAUGCUUUGGUAACCUUUAAAAGCGUGGAUGCUGCAAGUAAGGCCAUCGCAAGCCAUUGGAUUAUAAUUAAUGACAAAAAGUUGGAGAUGGUGGCCUUUGAGAGGUAUCCAAAACGAAAAUUUGCAUCCAUACCUCCCGUAUCUUCCUUUAGUAGUAUUCCUGAAAUCCAAGAUACUAAUGAGAACCAAUCUGUCGAAGAUGUCUCUAAACGGAAGCUUUAUGUUGAUGGAAUUGCACCCCCAAUAAAUGAAACCAUAUUAAAGACCUAUUUCUCUCAAUAUGGAGCCGUUAUAUUUUGUCAAAUUACCGGACAACGCGGAUGUCUUAUUUUUGACAGUUCGAAAGGUGUGGAAGCCGCAUCGAAUGCUUUGUCACACAUAGUUGUUGGUAGGAAUCUAAAGAUUACAAAAUUCACUCCAAUUUGUACUAAACCAAGUGAAAUAAAUGCGGACGUUGGUCAAAAGGAUGUCAGCCUUCGAAAGUUGAUUAUAAAAGGUGUCAGUGAAGAUACCACCUACUCGGCUCUACGUGACUACUUUUCCAAUUACGGGCCAGUGGAUUAUGCGAAUUUUAGUGGCACANGAAUGCCGAGACGGCAACUUUGCUUUCUCUUUUUCCUACCCGAGGUUCAGUGGGUUUCGCUGAAACGUAAAAUCCCAAUUUCACAUGGUCUUGUCGAGAUUGAUUGUAAAAAAGCGACUUUGUCACACCUCAAAGUCAAUUAUGCUAUUUCUGGUUGUCACGAAUUGGAUGUUGUGCUAAAUCAAAUUCUUGAUUACAUUAUUAAUGAUUACAUCCGAUCUUGGUAUACGUUGCUCACGAAUGAACCGGCAUUUCCUCAACAAUUGCAUGCUGCAAUGGCUCAAUUAAUGACCGAAGUAUCAAAAAAGGCUCAGAAGAUUGACUGGAUUCCUUUCAUAAUUGAGGGAAUUCCUAAUAUAAUUAUCGAGCAUCUUCGAAUUCAUCGCAGAUCUCUUGAUAGACAUGCACAAUCAUCGAAUUCUGCUGAUCUUACAAAAUUCUUUUUUGAUGAGGAAAUGGAAGUCGAGAUGCAAGUUUGCCGCGAGGAAGUCUGUACGUGUGCAGAAAAGGAAUUAGAUCACUUUAGGCGAAUAACCGACGUUUUUCUCUUCGCCAUUAUGCCUGAAGAGGACUAUCGAUUAGUGACAAUUCGCUACCUCCUGAAAGAGAUAUUGGUGAAUGGGGUUCUCUUACCCGCAGUAAAUAUCCUCUCCGAUCCAGACUAUGUAAAUCAGUCGAUUAUUAAAUUAUGUAAUGAAUCAGCUUUUGCCAGUCCGUACUUUAUUCAAUCUCUUCGAAUGUCCUCUACGGAAGAUGAAUUAAAGGUCGUCAAAGAGCGCAUUGAAAUGUUUGCUGUCAAAUUGCGUGGUCGAGACUCCGGGGGCGAUGAUGAAUUUCUUACAUCUAUCAACGAGCAAUCUCUACUCAGUUUGUACCUCAACUGCUUGGCUUAUAGAGUCAAUUCGGAGGAAUUAAUGAGUUCUAUAACCUCGACGCCCUCAACAAAUGAACCUGAAGGCGAUGCUUUUGGCCCAGAUUCAGGUUGGAAUGAGACGAAGACGCCAGAACUGGAGCUAACACUUCAACAGGCAGGUGAAAGUCAAGUACGGAACCAGAUUUCCGAUGAAGACCAAGAAGCUAUGGGCAGGAUUCGAGAAUUUGGGGUGUCUAUGUGCAGUCUUGUAAUGCGGACCCUUCCUCAAAUUCCAGAGGAGAUUGUGAAAUGUUGUUUGAAGGCGCUCACUACUCCUCUGGAUUCCAUUGACCCAAACGUAUUUAUCAUCGUCGAAGAAGAGCUGAUUAAACUACUUUCGUCCGAGCAGUGUUUUGGUGCUUUUAAACGGAGCUCUUAUUACACUCGCGUCGUGGAGGCUUUCAAAUCCUCCUCCUCUCCUGGCAUGUUCCCUGAAUCCUCCCGUCGUUUAGGUGCUAAUGGAGGCGAGGAUGCUCGAGAAAUACCCCCCUACCUCUCACAAUCGGCUUCCUCUUCUCCCGUCUUUAGUAGAGCUGCUUCCGCAGUUUCAAUUAAUUCAUCGUCAUACUCCCCUCAAGGAUCUCAAACUCAUCUAAAUUCGCCACAAACCGCUGUUUCUUAUUUCCCCGACUCCUACACCGUGAAUGUACUUUCUGGGGAGAUGGUUCGGGAUGGAUACGUUGUCUAUACUCUGGAAGUUACAUGUUUAUCGACGAUAACUAAACGAAGGACGACUUGGCGAACGUAUCGACGGUAUAGUCAUUUUGACGAUUUGCACUCUCUCAUUGUGGAACAGUGUGGCCGCAUUCCGAAUUUGAAAUUACCGGCUAAGAGGUCCUUCACCAGUGUAAGCAUUGAGUUCAUUGAAAAACGUCGGUCGGAACUUGAUGACUACCUUCAGGAUUCAAAGGCGAAAUCUAGUUUCCAAAUGCGCAUUCUUUUCUUGAAUUUUACUGAAAGUAGAAUUAUCUAG